Messenger RNA from Protopterus annectens (West African lungfish), 4408 nucleotides. RefSeq names its product G protein subunit alpha L (gene GNAL). Gene Ontology annotation, molecular function: G protein-coupled receptor binding; G-protein beta/gamma-subunit complex binding; GTP binding. Bases 632 to 2098 code for a protein of 488 amino acids. Lineage: Eukaryota; Metazoa; Chordata; Ceratodontiformes; Protopteridae. Gene Ontology annotation, biological process: adenylate cyclase-modulating G protein-coupled receptor signaling pathway. The transcript has 12 exons. Gene Ontology annotation, cellular component: heterotrimeric G-protein complex. The record is from RefSeq and is a predicted model, not a curated record.
AGUGAAAACAGGAAUACACAAGUAACAGUUGUCAGGAUCUGUAUGCGCAUUAUUUUACUUCCUGAGUGUUAUUUCGGACAAGUCAACAUGAUCCAGAGGAAUAAUGUGCUUCUUUUCAAGCCGGGCAUAUUUGCUAACAUAGACUCUAGCAACAGUUGCAGUCCCUAAAUGAUGCAGAUGUUGACAUCCUGCACUUCCAUGGCUUCCGACAAACAGGAAUACUCCGUCUGUUUACAUUAUUUCUUUACUUCCUUUACUGUGGAAAUGAUAAUGCAUGAAAAGACAGGUAUUUACUUUGAUGGAUGAAUCGCCAUCCUCCUCUUAGAAUAUCAUAAUUGCUUGCUAUGAGUCAUCCACUGGUUGAGCUUUUGCUGUAUUUACGGUAAGGUGGACCAGCGCUGUCCACUGUACGAGGAUCAGGUGAUCCACCGAGGAAAAACGGAUCACUUGCCGACUAGAGAAAAUGCAAAAUGGCAUAUUGGGAAUUUGAGGGACAGCUUUGCUUACUAAUUCAGCCUGUUUCUGGAUUAAAGCCACAUCUUAGGAAUUACACGGUGAUGAUGUAACCUUAACUGGGGAACAUUUCUUGUCUGGAGGAAGACCGUUUUAUUAUUUUAUUUUAUUUUUUAACAUGGGGCUGUGUUACAGUCUGCGCCCUCGUCUGUUUGGUGAUCCUAGCGGAUCUGUUUCUAACGCCACCACGUCCGAGUCAGAGCAGCCGCCAGACCAUGCGGUGCCGCUCCGUGCUGGGGACCUCCGCCAUGGGGAAAGUCGGGGUUCAGGGGACACAAAGUCCCUCCGCGAUGGAGUCGGGCGCUUUGGGGACCACGGCAAGCUGGGUGACAAGGAGCUGCGCCGCAGCGACACUGAUGGAGUGCUGAUGCAGAAUGGGAGCGGUACAAGUGCAGCAGAGCGCCAGAAGCAGCUGCAUAUGCUGGAGAAGCACAGCAAGCAGAAGCAGCAGAAAAACUGGGACAAACUCCGGGAGGAGGAAAAGGAAGCCGAAAAGGAGGCGAAGAAAGUCAGUAAAAACAUCGACCGGGUCCUAAAAGAGCAAAAGAGGGAGUACAAGCAGACCCACAGGCUGCUGCUGCUUGGGGCUGGUGAAUCAGGAAAAAGCACUAUUGUCAAACAAAUGAGGAUUCUGCACGUCAAUGGAUUCAAUGCAGAAGAAAAGAAACAAAAAAUCCAAGACAUAAGGAAGAAUGUUAAGGAUGCUAUAGUGACUAUAGUUUCAGCGAUGAGCACUUUAAUACCCCCUGUUCCAGUGGCCAACCCUGAAAACCAGUUCCGAAUAGAGUACAUUAAGAGUAUUGCUCCUUUAUCGGAUUUUGAGUACACACAGGAAUUCUUUGACCAUGCAAAAAAGCUUUGGGAUGAUGAAGGAGUCAAGGCAUGCUUUGAGAGAUCAAAUGAAUACCAACUGAUCGACUGUGCACAGUACUUUUUGGACAGAAUUGACAGUGUCCGACAAAAUGACUACACGCCCACAGACCAGGACUUGCUCAGAUGCAGAGUUUUGACAUCAGGGAUUUUUGAAACACGAUUUCAAGUUGACAAAGUAAACUUUCACAUGUUUGAUGUGGGAGGACAGAGAGAUGAAAGAAGAAAAUGGAUCCAGUGCUUUAACGAUGUCACUGCUAUAAUAUUUGUUGUGGCCAGCAGUAGCUACAACAUGGUCAUACGGGAAGAUAACAACACAAAUCGACUUCGAGAAGCCUUAGAUUUGUUCAAAAGUAUCUGGAAUAACAGGUGGUUGCGAACAAUUUCUGUCAUCUUGUUCUUAAACAAACAAGAUAUGUUGGCUGAAAAAGUCUUGGCAGGAAAAUCCAAAAUUGAAGAUUACUUUCCUGAAUAUGUCCGGUACACAAUACCUGACGAUGCAACUCCUGAAGCAGGUGAAGAUCCCAGAGUCACAAGAGCAAAAUUUUUCAUCCGGGAUGAGUUUUUAAGGAUCAGCACUGCAAGUGCAGAUGGAAGGCACUACUGCUACCCUCAUUUUACAUGUGCAGUAGACACAGAAAACAUACGUCGAGUAUUCAAUGACUGUCGAGACAUCAUUCAGAGAAUGCACCUUCGCCAGUAUGAACUUUUGUGAUCAGGAACAACUUGGAAACUGGUUUUAAAUUCUUUGUUCCUUUUUCUACAAGCCCUUGCAGGAUGAAAACGUACUACUGAAAUGUGUGUCAGCCUCUCAGUUCGAUUUCCUGGAUAAUUUAACUCCGAUAUUCACAAGCAGUUUUCUUGUAUAUUUUUUUAUUUUCUUUUUUUGGGGGGGUGGGGGGACUGUGCUCUAUUUUGACAGGACACAUUCUUCUCAUUCUGUUAAGCCUUUGGCUACCUCUGAAUAAUAUUUAUUUUAGCCCUUUCCCAAAGAAACCCUGAUAUAACCUUCUGCUUGCAUUAAGCAGCACUGGAUUCAGACCAAACCCUGUGUGGUGUAUAUACAUAUAUAUAUAUAUAUAUAUAUAUAUAUAUAUAUAUAUAUAUAUAUAUAUAUAUAUAUAUAUAUAUUUAUCCACUCAGAACAUGACACUGAAGCAUACUUGAUGAGAAGAAAAAUGCACUUUGUAUCAGGUUAUCUAAAUACUGCUGAGGACGUGUACACAUGAUGUAGCAACACUACAAUAUUUAUUAUUCUGUCAUUCAUUUUUGCUUUCUGAGUUGCAGGUCGACAGAAGAAGUGGCCUCCCUCUUUUGUAAGCUGUUAAAGGCACUGAAGUAGUGCAAACAAAACAUAAAAAAGAGGCACAGUAAGGAUAGACAAUUCAGAGUUUGAAGCUAAAUGCCUCUGAUAACCUCAGGCCUUUACACAGCAGCUGCUUUCAGCCUACUGCAUUUAGGCUAGAAUUAUAAUAUUAAUUGUUCUGACCACAAACAAUUCUUUUAGUUUAGAUCAUUCUUGGACAGCAAGUCCAGUAUAAAUAUAAAUAUAAAUAUAUAUAUAUAAUUUUUUCGUUUUGUUUUACUGCUGGUUUAUUAUCUUGUACAGACUGUAAAAUGUAAUAUUAUUUUGUACAACUUUAUUGAAGAAAAAAAUACUUGUAGACGAUCUUUGUGCCUUGAUUAUGGCUGUACCUGUAAAAUGAGCUAAGAUGUAAGUAUGUUUUUGAUUGCGCUGUACAGCUUGAUGUCAACCCUAUCUACAGCAGCGACUGGAGGUAGGGACUUUAUCUGUAGAAUUUAGUUUUUUUCUGGUUUAUAUAAAAAAGGAAAUGCUCUUUAGUAAAAAAUGUAUAAAUUAUGCAAAUUAACCACUUACCUUUACAAGUGAGGUCAUACAGUGACCAGAUGUUGCAGCAACAUGCCUUUGUUUUUGGAUACUCAGCUUUAAAACAUUUGAGUCCAUCCAAGUGUCCGAAUUGCAACCUGGCGUUGUCUUGAUGGGAACCAACUUUUUUUUUCUUUUCCUUUUAAAGAAAUAUAUGUUCUGUAAUUCUUUGGUCAUUCAAAGCCUUUCACAAAUGCAAUGGCAUAUUGUGAAUGUGUAAGCGCCAUCAGAUAGGCUCAUUAAAAUCCUUGUAUUGACAGCAGCUUUUAUUGUGGAAGCAAAUAGUAGAGGAAGAAGGUGUAAACCUUUGUGUCUGGCCUAAGAGAAUUACAAUAUGACAUUUUUUUAUUUCUCUUUUAAUAAAGAGACACAUUAGAAAAUGUUUUAUUUUAAAUAUUGUAUAAUUGAAAUGUGUGAAUAUUUCUCAGACUUGAAUAAUUUAUGCAAAAGACAUUCUCAGAACAAUUUGUGGUACAGUUAAGAUUUUAAAAAGCAAAAUUGCUGUAGCAAUAAGGCAUGUCCUUUUUAGUAUCUAUUACACUGCUUUAUAUUUUAUACAUAGGUGUAUUAUGUCUCUGUGAGUAUAUACUUUUCAUUUGUCUCGGAAAACCUGUACAGUUUGUACAAUGUCUAAAAUUACAGUUGCAAUAACAGAAAUUCAGAGAAGUGUUAGCCUACAUUAAUUCAGAAACUUAUUUAUUUUAUAAGUUAAUGCACUGUCUUACUUUCUAUAAAUAUUAUGUUGCUUAAAAUGAAACAUUUAAAAUGAAGCAUUACAAAAGUAGCAUGAACAUAUUUAUGAAAACAUGACUUUAUUUAGGAGCUAUGAUUCAUGUUUCAUUAAAAUGUAACAUUUUUAUAACCAGGAACUAAACUCGUACAGAAGACCCCUUAAUAUACAAAAUGACUUAUGGUAGCAUGUAAAAUGUACUAUAAGAUUCACACAAACAAAAGUGUACAUUUUAACCAAGAGCAAAUUUAAAUCCUAAGAUUUUCUGCAUAAAUAAUGUUAACAGUAGCAAUCAGUUCACCUGUUUUUGAGUCAUAACAGCACACAGAGAAUGAAACUGAAAAUACCACUGUUGUGAAACAAAGAAAGCCUUUGUUUGUCCUGAUUAAAUUAUUCUGGAUAUCAAA